AUGCGAUUGCUCAAUCGACUAACAAAACUAUUCCAAUCACCCAGACAAGCAAGGACCCUAGCAAUGGCGUGGUACUGCUCCGGGUCCACCAAUACCGAGUUAAUCGAGAAUCUAUUCAAGGUUGGGUUGAUCAAGAAUGAACGAGUCAAGGAGGCCAUGCUAGGGGUUGACCGGGCCCACUACGCACCCUCGCGUCCAUACUCUGAUUCCCCUCAACCCAUCGGUCACGGAGCUACAAUCUCAGCACCCCACAUGCACGGGCACGCAUGUGAGUACCUAAUCGAACACCUGCAGCCCGGAUGUCGAGUCCUGGACAUUGGAUCCGGGUCCGGGUACCUUACGCACGUACUCGCGAAUCUCGUAACCGGGACACCCGGAACAGAAGGACAAGGCCAAGUGAUUGGCAUCGAUCAUAUACGCGAACUCGUAGAAUUGGCACAGUCCAAUAUGAACAAGUCCGAACACGGCCGGGAACUCCAGGAUUCGGGACAAGUGAAGUUGAUUACUGCCGAUGGGCGAUUGGGAUGGAAGGAGAAUGCUCCAUAUGAUGCUAUCCAUGUGGGUGCGGCAGCGGAGACUCUUCAUCCUGUUUUGAUUGAGCAGUUGAAAGCUCCUGGAAGACUCUUCAUUCCUGUUGAAUCAGAGAAUAAUGGUUCGACUUCUUCACUUGGUGCCAAUGGAGGACAGUAUAUCUGGGUGGUUGAUAAACGGGCGGAUGGAUCGAUUCAGAAAGAGAAGGUCUUCCAGGUUAGCUAUGUACCUUUGACUGAUGCUCCCUAG
Messenger RNA from Penicillium malachiteum, 780 nucleotides. Its product is annotated as protein-L-isoaspartate O-methyltransferase. The transcript has 2 exons. NCBI's taxonomy places the organism in Eukaryota, Fungi, Ascomycota, Eurotiomycetes, Eurotiales, Aspergillaceae. The record is from RefSeq and is a predicted model, not a curated record. The coding region runs from base 1 to 780 and encodes 259 amino acids. Gene Ontology annotation, molecular function: protein-L-isoaspartate (D-aspartate) O-methyltransferase activity. Gene Ontology annotation, cellular component: cytoplasm. Gene Ontology annotation, biological process: protein modification process.